Messenger RNA from Capsella rubella, 1105 nucleotides. RefSeq names its product probable S-adenosylmethionine-dependent methyltransferase At5g38780. The transcript has 3 exons. Gene Ontology annotation, biological process: methylation. Gene Ontology annotation, molecular function: S-adenosylmethionine-dependent methyltransferase activity. The coding region runs from base 1 to 1086 and encodes 361 amino acids. The record is from RefSeq and is a predicted model, not a curated record. Lineage: Eukaryota; Viridiplantae; Streptophyta; Magnoliopsida; Brassicales; Brassicaceae.
AUGUCAACAUCUUCUCAGUCAUCGUACCCGAUGAGCGGUGGUGAAGAUCAACACAGUUACAUCCAUAAUUCUUCAUACCAAAAAGCAGUUAUAGAUGGAUUUGAAGAAAAGGCAAGGCAAAAUAUUUUAGAAAAAUUCGAUCUCUUGAAUCUGAAUCCCCAUCUUAGUACUUUUAGGAUUGUUGAUUUUGGUUGUUCUAUUGGUCCUAACACGUUUCAUGCAGUUCAAAAUAUUAUUGAUACUGUGAAACUCAAACACCUUAAAGAAAGUCAAGAAAAUAGUCUUGUGCCACUCGAGUUCCAAGUAUGCUUCAAUGAUCAGCCCAACAAUGACUUCAACACACUCUUUAGAACAUUACCUUCUUCCUUUGGACAAGAAUAUCUCUCGAUGGGAGUUCCAGGCUCUUUCUAUGGCCGAGUGUUACCAAGAAAUAGCAUCCACAUUGGAUACACUUCUUACACGACUCACUGGUUGUCCAAAGUUCCGGAACACGUAUGUGACAAGAAAUCUUCAGCUUGGAACAGAAGUUACAUUCAUUGUAAUUAUUUGAUAGAAGAAGUCACCAAUGCUUACAAGAUCCAGUUCACAAAAGACAUGAGCCUCUUUCUUGAAGCUAGAGCCGAAGAACUUGUCCCUGGAGGAUUGAUGAUCGUGUUAGGAGAAUGUUUUCCCGAUGAUGUGGCUAUGUAUGAGACAUGGUCAGGUAUUGUGUUAGACACAAUUGGUGAUUGUCUCCUCGAUAUGGCUACAUCGGGAGCAACGACACAAGAAAAGAUCGAUUUGUUUAGCAUGCCAGUGUAUUUUCCUCAAUAUAGUGAACUGAAAAGAGCCAUUGAGCAAAACAAAAACUUUACAAUUGAGAUGAUGGAGACUACAAGCCAUCCAUUGGAGGAUAAGCAAUUAACCAAUGACUUCAUCGUUUCCAUGUUUCGAGCCUUUCUCUCUUCGAUUAUAGAAACACAUUUUGGAGAUGGUGUGGUCAAUGAACUAUUCUAUCGACUUGAUAAGAAACUCUCUAAGUACCCUAUUGAUUUUGAUAAGUGUAAGAAAAAAAUGGUCUAUUAUAUAGUUCUUAAACGAAAAUAAACAUUGAGAUUAUCAUAUC